Molecule: messenger RNA, 4939 nt
Organism: Mercurialis annua (annual mercury)
Lineage: Eukaryota; Viridiplantae; Streptophyta; Magnoliopsida; Malpighiales; Euphorbiaceae
Product: probable aminotransferase ACS12
Exons: 4
Coding region: 154-1761 (535 amino acids)
Biological process (GO): biosynthetic process; amino acid metabolic process
Molecular function (GO): pyridoxal phosphate binding; L-aspartate:2-oxoglutarate transaminase activity; aromatic-amino-acid:2-oxoglutarate transaminase activity
Source: RefSeq, a predicted model, not a curated record
ACUGAAUAACCACAAGAAACAAAAAUUAAUCCAAUCUUCCCUCCAACGAACGGCUCUCCCAACACACAAUCCCCCCCUCCACUCCCCCAACUAUCCACCCAACCCAGCUAUCCACAACUCUCUAAAUCCCGGCGGUUUACUCCGUCACAACCAAUGACCCAAACCCGAACCCGAAACCAAUCCACCGAAUCCGACACCUCGUCCCAGCAGAAACCGUCAGGAGCUAACGGAAUGAGACUGAUAGUGCCACUCCAAGGUGUAGUUCAAGGCAGAGGAGGCCUAAUUUUAGGCUCUCUAAUACCUUGCGCUCUGUUCUAUUUUUUUCAGCUUUACUUGAAACGACACCGUUCUCCGAAUUCUCCUCCAUCGAAUCCUCCGUCUCCUUCUUCUUCGUCUCCACAUCUCGCGGAGAUCCCGAGGACGUCCUCCCGGUCUAAUUUAUCGACUCGCGGCUCGUUUGGACCGGUUCGGUUAUCGAACCGAGGGAUGUCUGUUGCAAAACCUAAUGAUUCGCCGUAUUAUAUUGGGUUGGAUAAAGUUUUAGAUAAUCCGUAUGAUAGAAUGUGUACUCCUGAUGGGAUUAUACAGCUUGGAUUGUCUGAGAACAGAUUAUGUUUAGAUUUGAUUCAGAAAUGGAUGGCCGAGAAUGUGUCGCGUUCCUUAAUUGGAAAUGAUGAAGAUAAUCUCAAUAUCAAUGGCAUUGCGACGUACCAGCCGUUUGAUGGAUUGAUGGAGUUGAAAGUGGCUAUUGCGCAGUUCAUGUCUCGAGUCAUGGGAAAAGUGAUCGCAUUUGAUCCAUUACAGUUAGUAUUAACUGCUGGUGCUACUCCUGCUGUUGAGAUCUUAUGUUUUUGCUUGGCAGACCAUGGAAAUGCACUGCUCGUGCCAACACCAUAUUAUCCUGGAUUUGAUAGAGAUAUAAAAUCGCGAACCGGAGUGGAGCUAAUACCUGUUCAUUGUCGAAGUACAGAUAAUUUCAUAUUAAGUGUUACUGCUCUUGAACAAGCAUAUAAUCAGGCAAGAAAACGAGGAUUAAAGGUUCGUGGAAUACUGAUUACAAACCCUUCAAAUCCUGUUGGCAAUCUAUUGCCACGGGAAACACUCUAUGAGAUACUAGACUUUGCCCAAGAGAAAAAUAUCCACAUUAUUUCUGAUGAAAUAUUUGCUGGGUCUGUGUAUGGAUCUGAUGAAUUUGUGAGCAUGGCACAAAUUGCCGAGGAAGAAGAAUUUGACAAGAGCCGUGUUCAUAUUAUAUACGGGCUCUCCAAGGAUCUCUCACUUCCAGGAUUUAGGGUGGGAGCUAUCUAUUCCUACAACGAAAGUGUUUUGACUGCUGCUAAAAGGUUAACUAGAUUUUCUUCUAUUUCUGCUCCUAGUCAGAUGCUGCUUGUUUCAAUGCUUUCUGAUACAAGAUUCAUGGAGGAAUAUAUUGAAACUAAUAGAAGAAGGAUUCAGAAAAUGAAUCACUUAUUUGUUGAAGGUCUUAAGCAAUUAGGAAUCAAGUGUGUGAAAAGUACUGCAGGUCUUUAUUGUUGGGUGAAUAUGAGUGGACUGAUCCCCUCUUACAGUGAAAAGGGAGAACUUGACUUAUGGGAUAAGCUGUUGAAUAUUGCUAAAAUCAAUGCAACGCCAGGAUCAGCCUGCCAUUGCAUAGAACCAGGAUGGUUUCGGUGUUGUUUCACUACUUUAACUGAAGAAGAUAUCCCUAUAGUCAUAGAACGGAUACGGAAAGUUACAGAAACUUGUAAAUCUCCUGGAUGAAACACUACGAAACUCAAUUUGGUCAAUUUGUUCAGCCUUGGUUGUCUUAGUGUUGUCAGAUAAAUUAUUUUGCUACAAUCCACGGUUCAGAUACCGAGUUAGUGAAAACUUCAAAUUCAGAUUUCUUGGCAUUCUAUUAGUGUUAUGUGAACACAAUUUGGAAAUUUGGCAACGCUUACAAUCUCGACUAAGUGAAAGUUAAAAGAAAUUGGUAGAAGCUUCACACAGAAAGGUAAAUACAGGGUGAUCCUGAACCAUAAUACUGACCCUAUACAAGUUUCAGCCUUGCAAUGUGCCUUUUCCUUUGAAAUCCUUCAAUCAUUGUGAUACCAGUUCCAAAGAUGCAGCAGCCAAAAGGUUUUGUAUUCAUAAAUUCCUGCCAUAUUAGCAAUCGAGCAAGAGUAAUUUUGUUCGUGUCAUGCAGAAAAAAUAGCAGAUUACUAAUAAAAUUAUUUGUUUAUUCAAUAUCUAUCUGUAUGUGCUUUUUAAUGGUUUUCCUAUUUUAUUAUUGGUACCUGUUUAUGAGCAGCCUAGUGUCAGAAAUCAGUCUUAGAUGAAAGUAAGUAUAAAAGAAACAGGAACUGGAAAUUUACCCUUGAUGGAUACUUUUUUGCCAGUUGAGUGGCUUUUCUCUGGCAACUCCUCCUCCGGCUCAUCAUUAUCAACUCUCCAAGCGUUGGUGCUUUUUUUGCCUUGAUAAUGCUAACACCUUCAUAAUCAGAAUUGCUGUGUUGUAGCUUUGGUGGAGUGCGGGAUCCAUUUUCGGAGUCUUCAAGAGUCUCGUGUAAACCAGACUUGGGUGGAUGUAAUGGAAAGAGACAUUCCAAGAAAGAAGACCCUGUAAGGCUUGAAACUCCAGUGGCAUAGCUACUGGUGCUGCUGUCAGAUUCUGAACCAGGCGAGGCAGGUGUUUCUAACAGGUCACCGAUAUCAUCUGUCAAAAGAGAUUCUUCAACUGGAACGGCAGCAGAAACAGCAAAUGUUGAUACCAGGCAAUUCGCCAAGAGAGAAGAAGGUGCUGUACUGUCCGAAUCGUCAGUUUCGAAACCGAACGAUUCCAUUUCGAGGUCAAAGCUGUCACUGUGGAAUUGAGAAUACAUGGGAGGUGGUGGUAGUAAAGCUAAAACCGGUGAUUCAAUGACCGGCUUUGACUCUGAGAAACAAGAUAAUGGCUUUCCAGGCUUUUCCUCCCAGUUGAAUGGAACUGAGGCAAUAAGCUUGACAGGAGGGGGCGGAGGUGGUAGAGCUAAGAGCUCUUCAGUAACUGAAGAAACCACAACCAUAGGACUCCAGUCUUUUUUAGCAAUCCCUGGCAUUUCCUCCCAUAGAAACGGAACCGACGGUGGUUGCCGGAUGAGCUUGCUUUUCGAGUACUCAAUCACUUCAUUCCCAGCCAUUUUUAAAACCAAGCCAGAGUCGGUCAAUAUCCCCUCAAUGAAUUACAUAUAUAUAGUGAGAUAAGCAUUAUUGCACUUAGCCAUUUUCCCCAUAAAAGAAGAUUAGACCCACCUGCUCUGUCUACUGAAUUUCAGUGAAGUAGUUAGUUGCUAACUAUUUGUUGGAUUCGGUAACUACAAGGCCCACACGAAUUAAUGAGGAAAACGUAGUCGGACUCAAUCGCUAUCCAGGCCCAUCAAUCUCAGGCCAAAAAUUUCUUUACCUUUUAGUUUAAACUUUCUGAAUACGUUUCUAUUUUUCCCCAAUUCCACAAAACCUAAUCAAGAAAUCAUUCGAUCAAUACCUGCAAAAGAACGCAAGAAAUGGAGUCACGUAAGCGCGUGGAUCCACCUUCUUGCAUCCAUGGUAGCGACGAAGGAACAGAGAUUGUAUUAAUGGAUAAAUCUUUGAAGAAAACAGAAUCAUCAACGCCUCUGCUCUCUUCCUUCUCCGGCGGUGAGACUUAUACUGUUAAUAACAUUUCUCAUGCUAUGUUCGGUGCUAAUCCUAAAUUCGGUGCGUCUUCGAGCAUUACUAGGAAGUUUUCUUUUUCUACUAAUAACAACAAUUUCAAUAACGCUGCUUCUUGUUCUGGUUCAAUUUUUAAAUUCAAGACUUUGCCGGAGACUAGUGUUUGUAAUUUCACUUUCGGUACUGGAACUGUUACGAAUAAGAGGUGCAAUUGCUGCAAGAAACGGAUUGGAUUAACGGGAUUUGCGUGCAAAUGUGGCCAUUUGUUUUGUGGAAAUCAUCGGUAUCCGGAGGAACACAAGUGCACCUUCGAUUAUAAGGCGUUUGGACGUGAGGUUUUACGGAAGCAAAAUCCAGGUUUGCAGGGUGAUAAAUUGCAUAAUAAAAUUUAAUUAGGGUUUCUCGAGUCAUUUCUAGGUUGAUUUAGGUUGUAAUUGCAUUUUGUAGGAGCACUCACACACGCACAAUUUAUAUACAUCAACAUUUAGACUGUACAUGUCAAUAGUGUUGUAUUUCAUGUAAAAUUGGUUCUUGAAAAUUAGUUUCAUGUAGAAUUUACACAGUAUGGCAUCAAUAGGUAGAUAAAGUGAAUUUAGAUCAAUGGAAUUUAGGUUUAGAUUUUCCAGUUGUGGUCGUGUAUUUCGUUCUAGUCAAUCAGUUAUACUUUAUUCUUGGUGUUUGGCGCAGCUUCUUUUUCCGCUCUUUAAUUUGGGAUCAAAUUUAACAUUUAUCAUUCUUCAGAGCACAAUACAGAAUUAAUCAUUGAUCUUUUCAAGCACCGGGUUAUUUGAUACAAAACUUUUUUUUUAUUUUGGCUCUCUUACCCUCUCUUAAAUUUUGGGAUCUAGAAUUGAAUAGUGUUACGUCCUGUUUUGAAACUCAGAAGGUGGAUUACUUCGUUUUCUUCAUCCAAUGGUGGUUACUAUAUAAAAAACAAAGAUGAUUUCAUUAGAAAUGAUUUCUUUAGCAACUUUUAGAUUACUUCGUUUUCUUCACGGUUUUUACUAUAAAAAACAAAGACUAGUUCACUAGAAAUGAUUUAUUAGCAACUUUUGGUAACUAAAUCAAAGAAUUGCCCAAACAUCAAGAACAAAGUAUUUCUAGUCGAAUAUUCCAGUCUUAGUAAUUGUCUAUUAGCUAGUCUUACAAACUUUACGAAGGUUGUGAUAUCAUAAUAUGGCCGAAGCAAGGGAUUUUCAUGUAGGAUUGUAUCUGUUGUCCGCUGUUGUAAAUACAGUAAUUUCAAUCAAUAUAAUGGUUUCUUAAUCAA